GUUUUUUAAAAAAUGGGUUUGUAAACUUUGAGUUGCAAAAAAAUCACCGUAUCAAAAAGAUUAUAAGUACCCCGAUCUCUCUUUAGUAGCCUUUUCCCUAGAGAUAUCUUGGUAGAAGCUGCUUCUUAAUACGCUCGAUUGAAAUCAAAGUAAAGAUGAUUUAUACUCUUACGUCUGUAACCAAUGAAAACAUUGCCCCGGAAGGCUCUAACUCGAACCAACCGGGAGCGAAAGAGCCAAAGAUUGUCAAUAGUUCUUUCAGCAUCCAAGAUGAUGACGAUUUGCCGAAACCAGUUUUCACUAGUGAGUUGGAUGGUAAAGCGUUCAACGACUAUGAGUUGUUUCGUGAAGAUUAUGAAAGCAAAAUUGAACUGGUGAUUGAAUCGGGAGCUUGGUGGAAGUUUGCUGCUGCUGGUACAGCUCCUCAAGCUAAAGAUAUGUUUCGGCCGACUAAUGAAAAGCAGUGUUCCUAUUUAUUUCAUAAAUGGUUUGGAGAACCAGCAAUGGGCCUAUUCGCUUUUGCCGAUUAUGAUAUUUUACCAAGAAUGAGAUAUUUACAAGACGGUUUCGAAGGAGCACCUUUUUUGAUUUAUUCAUUGAGGUAUAAAGAAGGGUCGGUAUUUGUUGAUGUCAAGGGCCCAGCUUUCACCGAGUUUUUUUCAAAUAAAAAAAUUCGUUCAAAUUCUUUAGAAUUCCAGUCAAUAAUUAAAGGUAUCUACAAAUAUUUCAUCGGUUUCAAGACUACCCGUGGCAUUAUAAGUAAUUGGGCAACUACCCUUUUUUUGGAAAUCGAUGAAACAAAGCUCGACGAGUUGCUCAAAUCAAAUAGUAUCCCUGGGGAUGCUGUUAUUCCAUUUCGUUAUAAAGUAAUAAACUUGGAUGACGAAGACUUGAAUACUAAAAAAUGCUUGGUUGCAUGGAUAUAUCAUGCAUUUUCAGAUGUGGCGGAAGCCAGUAGAAAGAAAGAACAGAAAGUUUUCGAGAAAUUUCACAAACUUGUUGAAAAAGAGAGAUGUUGAAUUGGGCUUUUGAAUCUUUUUGGUGUUCUAUUGUUGGAGUUAUUGAAAUUUUUUU
Messenger RNA from Hyphopichia burtonii NRRL Y-1933, 1074 nucleotides. RefSeq lists its product as uncharacterized. Bases 156 to 1019 code for a protein of 287 amino acids. The transcript has a single exon. The record is from RefSeq and is a predicted model, not a curated record. NCBI's taxonomy places the organism in Eukaryota, Fungi, Ascomycota, Pichiomycetes, Serinales, Debaryomycetaceae.